Messenger RNA from Oncorhynchus mykiss (rainbow trout), 2340 nucleotides. RefSeq names its product ATPase H+ transporting V1 subunit B2b (gene atp6v1b2b). Lineage: Eukaryota; Metazoa; Chordata; Actinopteri; Salmoniformes; Salmonidae. Gene Ontology annotation, cellular component: proton-transporting V-type ATPase, V1 domain. Gene Ontology annotation, molecular function: proton-transporting ATPase activity, rotational mechanism; ATP binding. The record is from RefSeq and is a predicted model, not a curated record. Gene Ontology annotation, biological process: vacuolar acidification; proton transmembrane transport; ATP metabolic process.
AGUUUUGCUGUCACGACUUGUCUGCUCCAACUCCAAUUCAGAGGUAAACAUGGCGUUGAAGGUGCUGAAGGGAAUGGUCAGCGGAGCUGUUAACGAGCUCUCAUCAGCCGUUACCGGCAACAAGACGGCUGCCUCCCGGGAGCAAGUCCUGGCCGUUAAACGCGACUACAUCUCCCAGCCGCGCCUGACCUAUAAGACAGUGUCUGGGGUGAACGGGCCUCUCGUGAUUCUGGACCAGGUGAAGUUCCCCAGGUAUGCAGAGAUCGUCCACCUGACCCUGCCAGAUGGAACCAAGAGGAGUGGCCAGGUGUUGGAGGUUACAGGGUCUAAAGCCGUGGUGCAGGUGUUUGAGGGGACAUCAGGUAUUGAUGCUAAGAAGACCAGCUGUGAGUUUACAGGAGACAUCCUACGCACCCCUGUCUCUGAAGAUAUGCUGGGACGCGUGUUUAAUGGAUCAGGCAAGCCCAUCGACAAAGGCCCCACAGUGAUGGCAGAAGACUACCUGGACAUCAUGGGCCAGCCUAUCAACCCUCAGUGUCGUAUCUACCCGGAGGAGAUGAUCCAGACAGGGAUCUCUGCUAUAGACGGCAUGAACAGCAUCGCUAGGGGGCAGAAAAUACCCAUCUUCUCUGCUGCAGGACUGCCACACAAUGAGAUAGCGGCUCAGAUCUGUCGCCAGGCAGGCCUGGUGAGGAAGUCUAAAGAUGUGAUGGACUACAGUGAUGACAACUUCGCUAUCGUCUUCGCCGCAAUGGGGGUCAACAUGGAGACAGCUCGGUUCUUCAAGUCAGACUUUGAGGAGAAUGGUUCCAUGGACAACGUCUGUCUGUUCCUCAACCUGGCCAACGACCCCACUAUAGAGCGUAUCAUCACGCCCCGCCUAGCUCUAACAUCAGCAGAGUAUCUGGCCUACCAGUGUGAGAAGCACGUCCUUGUCAUCCUGACUGACAUGAGCUCCUAUGCAGAGGCGCUACGAGAGGUCUCAGCGGCCAGAGAGGAGGUCCCAGGUCGUCGUGGUUUCCCAGGUUACAUGUACACUGACCUUGCCACCAUCUACGAGAGAGCUGGUCGGGUGGAGGGACGCAACGGCUCUAUCACCCAGAUCCCUAUACUAACUAUGCCCAACGAUGACAUCACUCACCCCAUCCCUGAUCUGACAGGGUACAUCACUGAGGGACAGAUCUAUGUGGACAGACAACUGCACAACAGACAGAUCUAUCCUCCCAUCAAUGUUCUGCCAUCACUGUCUCGUCUGAUGAAGUCAGCCAUCGGAGAGGGGAUGACACGCAAAGACCACUCUGAUGUCUCCAACCAGCUGUAUGCGUGUUAUGCUAUAGGUAAGGACGUGCAGGCGAUGAAGGCUGUGGUAGGAGAGGAGGCUCUGACGCCUGAUGAUCUUCUCUACCUGGAGUUCCUACAGAAGUUUGAGAAGAACUUCAUCGCCCAGGGAGCCUAUGAGAACAGGACUGUGUUUGAGACACUGGAUAUCGGCUGGCAGCUGAUGAGAAUCUUCCCCAAAGAGAUGCUGAAGAGAAUCCCUCAGAGCACGCUGGCAGAGUUCUACCCCCGCUUGAAGUAAUGAUGACAAACAUAGGAAUGCAUAGUGACACACACAACUCCAACCCUUCCCUCUUGCUCGGCCUCUUUGUAAAUGGUGUUGCUGUUGUAACAUUGCCAGUAGCUUCUGUACUGUACGCAUUAUCAUAGGCUAGUACUGAUACUGUCACACACAGAGGUAACCCCUUACCCGAACAGAUAGACCCGUAGAAGUAGAAGAUGCAGAUGAUGGAGACAGUGGUUUCCAAGCCAGAGAGGUUCUCUCUGACCAGCAGAGCCAAAUAGCCUGGUAAUAGGGUCUGGGAUUUUCCCUGGUCAGAUCACAUGAUCAGGAAAAUCUCCUGGCCUUGGCUGUUAGAUGUAUUGGAUGGAUAGAUGGACGGAAAGGAGCUGGAGGAAUAGUGAAUGGUCUGUUAUAAGUCAGAGGGAUGGUAUAAGGUAUUUUUAACAGGAUGUGUAGGUGUACUUUAGGCGUACUGUAGGUGUAGACUAGUGAAUAUGCAGUGAUGAUGCAUGUGUAUGAAAGAUGGGCUCAAGGCUAACAGCCUAUUUCACUCACAAGUCAUUGUUUACGUUUCUAAUGGCCUUUUGUUAUGACCAUAUAAGUUGCCUGUGCGUUGCUCCUAGUAUCUUUUGCAUAGAUCAGUGCCGUUUCUGCGCCGAAUUAACCCAAAAGCCCCCUUAAUUCAUUGAACUAAAGCCAGAGAUACAACACACAAACUGCCGGUUGUUAUUAUUACCUGUUCACUGAGUGCACAAACAUUAGGAACGUCUUCCUAAUAU